Messenger RNA from [Torrubiella] hemipterigena, 3602 nucleotides. The record is from the annotation of a GenBank genome assembly. Lineage: Eukaryota; Fungi; Ascomycota; Sordariomycetes; Hypocreales; Clavicipitaceae.
CCGCCAUUCCAGUCGCCUUUCCCUCCUUCACCUCUUUUUCUUUGUUGCUUCCUCACCACCACCAGCCGCCCAAACGCCCUUCGAUCGGAAUUUUUUGUAUUGCUCGCUGCUACCACAUUCGCUAUCGCUGCCUCGAAUACGACCGCCGAGAUAUUCUUCCCGUCACAGCCCCGUCGCCACCGCAGUCCUGUUGCUGCGCACAAGGGUCGUCUUGACGGUUUGCGACAGGCCAGCCAAUACCACCUAUCCCAGCCAUCCACCUUUUAUCGCAUCAGAACAUCGCUGUCCCAUCGCCUUGCGCAUGCAAUAGACGCUUCUUUGCCAACUCUUUCAAGUCGACAGUGACACUCAUGAGUACCUAGACGAAUUUACGGUCGCCUGGUAAUCGGUGGAGCGCAAACCGCAUCUUGUUUCUGGAGCUGGUUGGACGCAUCAUUCACUCAUCCAUCCAUCGACUUGGGCUGUUUGCCCCUUCCCUACCUAGCUACUGUCACAGAAACGAGGUGUCAAAACGAAACGGAAUCUUGCAACCAGUUAGCUGCCAACCUUGUACGGUGGAUCUAUCUCUUCUGGACCAAGACUGCCACCUACUUUUGAAGAGACACCUUGUGUCUUAACUUGUUGGAGCCCCCCGUCCAGCCCAAGACAUUUCCCUCUCUCGUCCCCCGAAAACCCUAUUGUCCUAAUCCUUCUUCGCCCCAACCAGUGGUUCCAGCUGCAGUUUGUUUCUUCUCUUCGAUUCGCCCAGCCCAAAAGCACAACACCUCCCUUACGGCUAAGCACACCACUACCAUCCCUACAGAGCGAAAUUCUGGUAUCAUCCAGACGCUACGACUAGAUUUUCAUACCAAUAUCUACGCCUCUUCUACAAAAUGUCCCCCUUGCACCGAUUUGUGGCGCAGGAGCCACAAAUCUCUACUAGAGAUGCAAAAGCAUUCAAGACCCCAGAGCCGUUUGCCGACCCAGAGGCCCUUUCGCAAACUUCGCCAUCACGCCCUCGACUUCGUCUUCGAAAGCGCGCCGCUACGCACCUCAACGCACCUACUCAACACUUCCUGGAGUCUGUUGCCGCAGCUGACAUCCCUAUUCCUAGCAUCGAAGAACCCCAGGUCGUUGACCAGGAUAUGCUAGACACGGAAGACCCUGCCCUCUCCUCAUUUUACCCUAUUGAUUUGCUUCCCCGCGCCAUUCAGGAAAGCCGUGGCCGCACAUUCUCUCCUCCAAAGACACCUGCACCCGAAGUUACAACAGCCAUCCUUCCCCGCCAGUUUCCCAACUGGGAUAUCGAGUCGCCUUUGAGCAGCAGAGACUCUAGCCCUGACUGGGAAUUCAGCCGACCAUCUACAGCACGCUCUUCACAAACUAGCGCUUCGCUCUUCACCCAAUACUCGGCGCACUCGACCGAUAUCAGCCAGUGUGUAAGCCCCGAAUUCGACACCUCCGAGCGAUUUGGUGAAUUCCUCUCCGUCAACGACGCCAUCCGAGAACCGACCCAGUCGAGAAGAUCCCGAAGAGCGCCUUGGACUAGACAAAUGAGUGCGCAUGUUUGGAAUACAUACGCUACCUAUCUUCAGGAUCCCAAAGUUACGCCCUUCAACAUUGGCAAGAGCGGCAUCCCCCCUCACGGCGUUUGCAACCGAGUUGCUCGAGAGGCUAGAAGAAGUUGGCGACAGGGACAGCAAAAGUCCACCAGACGCAGCGCAACUCCUACUGCCGAUUCGACUGCUGUUGCUGUUUCCAGCUGGCCCCAUACUUGCGCUGCGACCCGCGCGCAUCUGCGAGAGCUCUGCAAAUCCAACACCAGCUCUUCGGCCAGAGGCCACAGACAUAUGGCCUACAGCCCUGCGCCCUUUGGCCGUGCUGCCAACCGAACACGCACCCGCCGUUCCGCCCCCGCCAUGUCUCCCCGCGGUGUCUUUUCUAGCUCGGACAUGUCUAUUUCCCUGACACUGAGCACGGCUGAAUCCAUGCAGCCUGAUGGUCCAUUGGCACAGCUUACUAGCUCCGUGCCGGGACCGGCUCGCGACGAGAAUACCCCCACCCCCAGCCAACCACAGAUGCCUUUGGUCGCUCUAGCGGAUGCUAUUUCGAUGGAACAGGACCAGAACCGUCUUGGUUCGCCCUUCAUGGCCAAGAGCUAUGGUCCCAGCUCCAGCAGCAACUUGGAUGAUGUCUUCAGCAUCUCCAGCGCUGGUGAUAGACAAGCCCAAACAGCUGACCGACGUCGCCUGGCAUCGCCUGCUCGCUUAACACAGAGCAAGCCUUGCUCUCAGAAGCGUCGCCCAGCAUUCUUGGAGACCAGAAACCGCAAGCGCCCCAGCCUUGGUACCGACUUCUGGACCAAGCCUGCUGAUGAAGAGGACCCCACUGCUGCUGUUGCUGAAUUCAGCUCCACCACGUCUAGCCAGCGUGACGCUCUAUUUGUGCCUCGCGCAAAUAUUCAGGAGCUUUUCGAAGCUUCACAGCCACUGGCUAGUUCCUCCAGCACCAAGCAGCUGGUUGCCCCGAUUCGCCUAGGCUCACCAUUCACAGCAAAGUCUUCUAGCCACUCGGUUCCUAACCGAUUCUCCAGCCCAGCUCGUCUGGAUCUGGGUAGCGCCAUCCGCAAGCCCUUUGCUACUGUCCAGCAGGCUUCUGAAGGAAGCAGCUCUAAGUCGAGCCUCCAGACUCGCCUUGCAUACAUUGACCAGCGCCUUAAGGCUUUCCGCCGCCGCGGUAGCCGCGAGCGCCGCUCCAAGUCUCCCCAAUAACGAUUUACGCCCAUAUACCCUUCCCCCCACGAACAUAGACUGCAAUGUACAUUGUACUCACUUUGUCGCCCGUGUUGGCUAUUGUAUGCCCCAAACACGUGGUUUUGACUUGCCCCUACCAUAACACACCACACACUUGCACAACCACACACGAACCCUUAUAGAAGAUAUCUAGGAAACAUAUCCUUUGAUGUUUGGAUUUGAGGAUGAUGCUAUGAACGCACAUCUACAUAACUAUCCUGAACCAAGAAAAGCAACAUAUAUAUCUCAGCUUUUGGAUGCAACUUGGCAACCAGAUGGAACUGGAGAUGCGAUUUCAUUUGGUGGAUAUUUUGACUAUUUUUUUUUCGUUUCGCUAUUUAUGACACUUACGACAUGAUGACAGACACGAGGCUGACAGGAGUAAGUCGCCUCUGGAAACGGUGGUCUUUUGAUUUUUGUUUUGAUCGAAAUAUUUUUAAUUUCUUGCUAUCACAAACCCUGCGCACGAACCUCUAAGCAAUCACUAUGAGCUGAAUGCCUUUGGUUUGUUGGCUUUCUUGUUUCGCUUGCACUGCCCUUGCCAUCAGCAAGGUUGGAGCUUUUUGCGAUAUCUUUAUCUUGUUAUUUUUUUAUGAAGUUAUGAUAUAUACGGGGUACUUCUAUCUUUAUCCCAGAUUUUGCUCUUCUCGUGACAGCAGUUUGCAUUCACUUCUUUGGCCUUUGAGUCGCAAGAAGGUGCGGAGCUUGCUGGUUGCAAGACGCAGAUGGGUUUGGAACGGUGGUCGCCGGGAUAGCAUGUACGCAAUUUAGAAACCCCAUGAGUUUAUGAUGACCUGAGCUAGCAUACAAACUGUUUAUUCUUCACCAUAU